AUGAAGCGUGACACAAACGUUGAAGGAAAGCAAACAAGUCCAACCAACGCCCUCUUUCACUCUACCCACCACCACCGUCGCGUCCCAAUCAUCCAUUCCACAAUGUCAUCCAGCGUCACCGACCCAACCAACGACAAAAACACUGCCUCUGCUACACCUGGUGGCAUCGCAUCGUCCUCGGGCAAAGGCAAGGCCAAAGCCGCCGACGUGAGCAUCGAAGAUGAGGAAGAAGAGGAAGAAGAAGAGGAAGGGGAUGAAGAUGAGGCCAUGGGUUCUGACGACGAGGCCGAGGAUGAGGAAGAAGAGUACGAAGAGAUCGACCCCAGCGCGAUCGUCGGGCGCCGCACCCGCGGUGUCAAGGUCGACUACACCUCCAAAGAGGCGCUCGAGAAGGCCGGCCUGCAGGGCACAGAGGACGACGAUGAAGAGGACGCUGACGUGCAGAUGAAGCACUAA
Messenger RNA from Cyclocybe aegerita, 456 nucleotides. NCBI's taxonomy places the organism in Eukaryota, Fungi, Basidiomycota, Agaricomycetes, Agaricales, Hemipholiotaceae. The record is from the annotation of a GenBank genome assembly.